GUCAAUUUCAUUAUCUUUCACAUCUUCGAAUUUGUAUUUUUUUUAGCACCUUAUGGAUUGCAUCAUCAUGUUAACAUCAUUUGUAUGAUUGGAUGAAAACCAAUUACCCGAUCUCAUCCUUUGUUUAUACUCGAACCAAACAUGUCCUUUGGGUUUUCCAAAUCAUUCAAUGUAGAAUAUAAUCUCUCUUUACAAAUAAGUAAAACAUCCCAUAUUUGUAGCCUUAUCAUAGCUAUGCAUUGGGCAUUAGGCAUUAGGCCAAGUAGUAUUUUGCCUAACUUGUUUUUCAAACAGAAUAAACUACUUGACAUUCCACCAGAGGUGGAACCACAAACUAACCAAAGAAGUGGAAAGCAAUGCAACAUACCAUUUUUGGACCGGAGUCAUUGGAACAUAGCAUACAUAGAUUUUCAUUUGUUUAUUCAAUUGAGCUUGGCUUUGUACACACAGAAAAAGGGGAACUACUGGUUGAUUUUAAAUAGUCCCCUCAAAUCACUGAAAAAAUGUGAAUUUUAAAUCGUUCAAUUUCAAGGGUCACAACUCUCUAUUUGUUAUACUGAUAGUAGUAACUCUCGAACCUUUGAUUGCCUUCGCUCGUUCCCCCAUGAUACCACACUAACAAUUCACCACUAAAGUGCUGGACAACAAUAACAUUGGCUAAGGAAAUAAUUUUCCAACUUAUCCCAUCAAAAAGAAAAAAAUAAAAACAAAUUCA
Ilex paraguariensis (yerba mate) is the source of this 715-nucleotide messenger RNA. The record is from the annotation of a GenBank genome assembly. NCBI's taxonomy places the organism in Eukaryota, Viridiplantae, Streptophyta, Magnoliopsida, Aquifoliales, Aquifoliaceae.